GAUACCUUCUUCAUUCAAUGUCAUUGAUUUUUUUAACUUGCAUUCACGUGCUCACUCCAAAAACCUUAUUUUUUUGUUUUUCAGACCAAAUCAUUGUACAAGACUUAAAAAAACACCAAGUUGAUUUCGACGCUUCAAUAGUUUAACGAUGUGUCCACCAAGUAUCGUACUUUGUUUCGCAUUUCUGUUUGUUACUUCGUUCUCGGAAUCUCAGGAUGAUUUUACGAAUGGCAAUGAGCAGAGCGACAACUUGACGGUGCAGUCUGAUCCUCUUGUAAAUUCUAUAAAAUAUCGAAAUGAAGAGAUGAAAUUAACACGCAGUUCACAGAAAAAUUCUAUUAAGAAUAACGAUGAAAUGCAAUAUGAAUCCUGUAUUAAUUCUACAAAGAACAAUUGCAAGAAUGACUCGGUGGGAUACGAGUCUCGUGAAAAUAUAAUAAAAAAUCACAAAGAUAAUAAUCAGACAUCUAUGGAGUUUUGUACGAAUUCGACAGAUAUCAAUGAUUUCACAUUACAAGAAAUUAAUAAAAAUCUGACCAAAACUGAAGACAAGAACAAUUCUAUAUCGUACAAACUUGAUUCCAAUAGAAUAAUUAAAACUACCUUUCAAUAUGAAGCGUGCAAUGAUGAUAUUACUUGCAUUCAGUUCUGUUGUCCGUUUGGUAAUAUCUUGAUGACGACAAAGGGACGGUGCAUCUCUCGUGGAGAGGAUAAUNNNGCUCUUCCAAACAAACACGGGAACGAUUCCCAGGAUAAAACAGUCGACGAACUAUUUUUGACUAUUCACGAUCCAUGCGUUUCAAAAGGAUAUGAUCGCAAAUUUCUUUUUCCCAAUACAUACUUGUUUCUCACCAAUGGCUAUUUGUACAAUAAUCAUGAUGGCGAACUCAUUUUACCAGAGUCUUAUUGCUUUGCCAUUUUGUUUCGGGAUAAUCGGAACAUAUAUGACGUGAUCGUCUGCGAUAAUCAGACUACACUUCCAAUAUUUGUAUCCAUAUGCCUCCUAUUGUCUUUGCCGUUCCUGCUGUUGACGUUCAUAAUAUAUUCCAUAUUGCCAGAAUUCCAGAAUAUCCAUGGUUAUACAUUGCGUGCACACGUGGGUUCAUUAUUCAUCACAUACGCGAUUAUGUGUUUUGGCCAAGUUUCUGGAUUAGAUGAACUGACAUUAUAUUGCGUUCCAUUAGCAUAUAUCUUCAACUUCUUCUUUUUGUCAAGUUUUUUUUGGCUAAAUGUAAUAUGCUUCGAUAUUUGGUGGACAUUUAGAGAAUUCCGUCCGUAUCGAAGAGGAGCAAAAAAAAGAAAGAAGCUUAUAAUAUAUUCGAUCUAUGCAUGGGGAGUCACCAUCAUUCUCAAUGUUAUCUGUUUCCUCAUGGAUAAUCUUCCCAUAAUACCAAUAAAUGUGGUCCGACCAGAAAUUUGCCAAAAAAGAUUUUGGUUCAGUGAGAAUGAAGCAAAAACGCUAUAUUUUUAUGUACCCAUGGGUGCUACUAUCAUCAGUAACAUUUUUUUUUUCAUCUGCACAACACUAACGAUUCUGUACCAGAAAAUAUAUAUAGCUCAGUUGGAAGACUCGGAGAUUUGGCGCCACGAUGAAAAUAAGCAAAGGUUUAAUAUGUAUUUGAAGCUGUUCGUAGUGAUGGGAAUAACUUGGGUUUUGGAGAUAAUGUCGUGGAUCGAUAUUGGUGCUAAUAUUGUAUCACAGUUCAUCUGGUAUCCCGCUGACAUCAUAAAUGCCUUGCAAGGUCUCACCAUUUUCAUCAUAUUUGUGUGUAGAAAAAAGACCCUGCUAACGCUAUUAAAUCGAUUUGACUGGAAGAUUUGCGAUCCAUUUAAGAUUCCAAUAAGCGAUAGCAGAAAGGAGUUCGGAACAAUACACAUGCAACGAAUGGGUUCCUCUAAUUAACAGCUAAUCAUCUCGCAAAGUUCAAUUAGUCUUACUCAUAAAUGUUGCAAUGCAAAGGGAAAAUUCUAUUAUAGAUAAGAGUUAACAGUUAAUUAGCAGCAUAAUUUAAUUCUUCAGUCUUUAGAAAAGAGAUUAAAAUUAUACAA
This is a messenger RNA of Mycetomoellerius zeteki, 2049 nucleotides long. Its product is annotated as G-protein coupled receptor Mth2. Lineage: Eukaryota; Metazoa; Arthropoda; Insecta; Hymenoptera; Formicidae. The transcript is spliced from 6 exons. Gene Ontology annotation, biological process: G protein-coupled receptor signaling pathway; cell surface receptor signaling pathway. Gene Ontology annotation, molecular function: G protein-coupled receptor activity. Bases 149 to 1903 code for a protein of 584 amino acids. Gene Ontology annotation, cellular component: membrane. The record is from RefSeq and is a predicted model, not a curated record.